Messenger RNA from Varanus komodoensis (Komodo dragon), 2586 nucleotides. RefSeq names its product RNA binding motif protein 23 (gene RBM23). Gene Ontology annotation, cellular component: nucleus. The transcript has 16 exons. Lineage: Eukaryota; Metazoa; Chordata; Lepidosauria; Squamata; Varanidae. Bases 325 to 1725 code for a protein of 466 amino acids. The record is from RefSeq and is a predicted model, not a curated record. Gene Ontology annotation, biological process: mRNA processing. Gene Ontology annotation, molecular function: RNA binding.
GCGGGCGGCGAGGUUGAUCCUUUUGCCGGGAGCGAGUUGUGACUUGGAGUUCCAGGAAACUCGAGAGCGCUUCAGACGUACCACUGUCUAGUGUCUCCUUUGUGUAUACAACGUGUGUUACAAUACGUGGGAGACGCUUCGAGAGCUGCUGUAGGCAGAAAGCAGGACAUAAGGCGGUGCUGUGGCGAAAGUGAAUGGGAAGCGGGAGACUGGGAGGCCUGGAUACCUCAGGCUGUGACUGAAUUCUUGGCCUGCUAGAAACCCAUCUGCAGUAGCCGUUCCUGUGUCUCGGGGUGGUGGGGAGCCCACCCACUUGGGCCAGCCAUGGAUCCGGCGUUCCCCAAUCCAUCCCAGGACCCAAGCCAUGAGGACGGCAUGGCCUCAGAUGACUUUGAUAUUGUGAUAGAAGCCAUGCUGGAGGCUCCUUACAAGAAAGAGGAGGCCCAGCCAGGACCCUCAAAGCCACCGGCUGAUCCCCCCACAGCACAGCCACCUCAGGAGGAGCAAGGAAAAGAAGUAAAGAAAGACAGUGCCCCCAGCAGCAGUGGGGAAAGCAGCAGCAGCAAAAAGAAGAGGAGCAGGAGUCGUAGCAGGAGCCGUGACCACAGGCAUAGCCGCAGUCGGGACAGAGACCGCCAUCGUAGGCGCAGCCGCAGCCGGGACCGCCGCAGCCGCCACCGGAGCCGCAGCCGCCACCGGAGCCGCAGCCGGGAUCGUAGGCGGGGCAGCAGAUCCCGCAGCAGGGAGCGUCGGCGGGAUGAACGAGUGCGCUACCGCAGCCCCCCACCACCUGGGCGGCGGUUUGGACACAGCAAGAGCCCCUUGUACAGAGAGAAAAGCCCCCUUCGGGAGCCCUUGGGCAGCUUGAGCCCAGAGGAGCGUGAUGCCCGCACAGUGUUCUGCAUGCAGCUGGCUGCCCGCAUUCGCCCGCGCGACCUUGAGGACUUUUUCUCCGCUGUUGGCAAGGUGCGUGAUGUACGGAUCAUCUCUGACCGAAACUCCCGUCGCUCCAAGGGCAUUGCCUAUGUGGAGUUCUGUGAGAUCCAGUCAGUACCUUUGGCCAUUGGGCUGACCGGACAGCGUCUCCUUGGUGUUCCCAUCAUCGUCCAGGCCUCACAGGCGGAGAAGAACCGGCUGGCGGCCAUGGCUAACAACCUUCAAAAAGGCAGUGGGGGCCCCAUGCGGCUCUACGUUGGUUCCCUUCACUGCAACAUCACCAAAGAGAUGCUGCGUGGGAUCUUUGAGCCUUUUGGCAAGAUUGACAGCAUCGUGUUGAUGCGCGAUCAGGAUACCGGCCAGUCCAAGGGUUACGGCUUUAUCACGUUUGCAGAGGCAGAGUGUGCCCGGCGUGCCCUGGAGCAGCUGAAUGGGUUUGAACUGGCCGGCCGGCCCAUGCGGGUGGGGCAAGUCACCGAGCGCCUGGACGGCACCACCGACAUCACCUUCCCCGAUGGCGGUGACGAGCCUGACCGUGCAGCCCUGAAUCUCGGCACCACCGGCUCCCAGCUGCAGCUCAUGGCCAAACUGGCCGAAGCAGGUUCUGGGCUUCCUCUCUCAACCACAGCAGCAGCUCAGGCUGCCCUGCAGCUCAAUGGAGCGAUACCCCUGGGAGCACUGAAUCCAGCUGCCCUGACAGCUCUGAGCCCAGCACUGAACCUGGCUUCGCAGACGUUGGCCUCCCAGUGCUUCCAGCUUUCGGGCCUCUUCACUCCCCAAACAAUGUAAUGUAACCCGGUUCCCCCCCUGCCCUCCCUCUCCCACGGAGCCAGGAGGGGAAUGAUCAUCUUCACACCAUCACCACCUCACCGCCCCCCCCCCAUUGGAUACAAGGCAGGGGGAUGGACUCCGCAGGAGCGCCCCCCCCCUUCAGGGGGUGGAGGCCUUCUUAACACAAACGGAUUUUACUCUGAUUUCCCUCCCAUCAAGGGCUGGGGGGUGUCUCUGUUCAGUCCCUUGGUUCUGGAAUCAUAAUUGGAGGGGGUGCAUUGUCCCCCAUGUGGGAGCCUCAGAGGGACCGGGGGACCCCUUUCCCCGCCCAGCCUGGGAUUGCAGCAUCUCUUACUGUUCUGCCUUCUGGCAGAGCCUGGAGGGGCCUCGGUGUCAGAGUGUACCUUUGCCAUUCCUCUUCCCCACCCUCUGGUGUUGUGGGCAUGGGCUGGAUGGCGUGCGCAAGCGGCUCAUCGCAGGCGGGUUGUGUCUGUUGUACAUAGAAAGGAGAGUCGUGAACCAGCGUUUGGGUGGUGGGUGGCCUGGUCCUGAGGGGAAACCCCUCUUCCCCCAGCAGUGUUGGGUUAUCCCCCUCGAUCUGUAAGGAGGCUGCAUCCGGUGUGGGGAUGUUGUCCCAUUCCACCCUUCCCUGCCCUCGCCCUCCUCCCCCUCCCCGUUCCGCCUUUUUCUCGGGUCUGUAGCCUGUUCUUGGUGUUCCCAUUUUCUGCUGCACCUUUCCCUCGGCGUCCCUCAGAACACCUCUCCCCCCUCCCCCAUUACCAACCUUCAAAGGUGUAUUUUGGUUUUCUUUCUUUUUAUCUUAAUUUUUUUCUUUUUUUGCUUAUAAAUGAAUAAUAAAAGUCACCAAAUGUAACCAGG